CGAGGGACAGGUAUAGGGAGAGGAGAGUGUGAGGGGGGUUUUGCAGGGAAUUUGAGUUUUAUCGAUCGAUCGCUCGAUCGCUCGCUCGCUCGCUCGAUUGAGGGUUUACCUGAGAGAGAUGAAGCUACGGUACGCAAUGGUGUGCUCCUCGAAUCAGAAUCGGAGUAUGGAGGCGCACGCGCUGCUCAAAAGGGAAGGCUUCGACGUGUGCUCGUACGGCACCGGCCAACACGUUAAGCUGCCUGGCCCCUCCCUCAGAGAACCCAACGUCUACGACUUCGGUACCCCCUACAAACACAUGCUCGACGACCUCCGCCGAAAGGAUUCCGAAUUGUAUCGAAGGAAUGGAAUAUUGCCGAUGCUCAGGAGGAAUGUGGCGGUCAAAACAGCCCCUCAACGUUGGCAAGAAAAUGCAUCAGAUGGUACAUUCGAUGUGGUGCUUACGUUUGAAGAAAAAGUGUUCGACAUGGUUGUUGAAGAUCUACACAAUAGGAAUCAUGUACUUGUGAAGCCGGUCCUGAUUAUCAAUUUGGAAGUGAAGGACAACCACGAAGAGGCGGCUAUUGGAGGCCGUCUUGCAUUACUACUAUGCCAAGAGCUCGACAACAUUGAAAAUUGGGAGGAAUGCGUGGACGAUGUCAUCAUAAACUUCGAGAGGCAGCAUCACAGGAAGCUCGUCUACAACAUCUCUUACUAUUGACGAAUACCCUCAUCAGGUCACCGCAUUAUCCUUGUUUAAAUACGACUAAAGAGCUCUAAAUUGAUUUACUUGUAGCAUUAACAAGUGUUUCUUAGGGGUGUUUUGGUGAAAAUGAGGCUUUGUUUGAUUCUAAGUAUGUGAUCCGAUCUGGGGUUUUGUUUUCGAAAAGAAAAGAUUGUGAAUCCUCCUCGGAAAUAUUCGAAUAUCCUUUGUUUA
Molecule: messenger RNA, 916 nt
Organism: Andrographis paniculata
Lineage: Eukaryota; Viridiplantae; Streptophyta; Magnoliopsida; Lamiales; Acanthaceae
Exons: 4
Coding region: 119-700 (193 amino acids)
Biological process (GO): termination of RNA polymerase II transcription
Cellular component (GO): nucleus; mRNA cleavage and polyadenylation specificity factor complex
Molecular function (GO): RNA polymerase II CTD heptapeptide repeat phosphatase activity
Source: RefSeq, a predicted model, not a curated record